UUCAGUUCAGUUCACGCUUCGCCUUCGUCUCUAGCGGUCGUGUGUUCCGUCGCGUCUCGAGCGAACUAGUGGGAGUAACAAUAGUGAAAGACCGAAAUCGAUCGAGUCGCGGGCCGAGAGCAUUCGCCAAGAACCAGAAACCAACAGCUCACCACCAAACCCCAAGCUAGCAACCACACCUUCAACAUGUCCUCAAUUGACGCGCUCUACAACCGACCCGGGCCCAACCGCCUGCGGCAUUCGGACGUCUACCGCACCACUAAUCGCCAGGACGCCGUCAAGAUCCGCCUGGCAAAGGAGGGCAUCGGCGCCGAGGAGCCCAUCUCGGUGCCCGGCCUGCUCAAGCGCACGGUGAACAACUACGGCGACUAUCCCGCCCUGCGCACCAAGAACGGCAAGAAUGGCUACACCACGGUCACGUACAAGCAAUACGAGGAGAAGGUGCACCAGGUGGCCAAGGCCUUCAUCAAGCUGGGCCUGGAGGAACACCACUCGGUGGGCGUGCUGGCCUUCAACUGUGCCGAGUGGUUCUACUCUGCCAUGGGCGCCAUCCAUGCGCGCGGCAUAAUCGCCGGCAUUUACACCACCAACUCCGCCGACGCGGUCCUGCACGUCCUGGAGAGCUCCCACGCCCAGAUCGUGAUCGUGGACGACGCCAAGCAGAUGGACAAGAUCCACUCCAUCCGCGACAAGCUGCCCAAGCUCAAGGCGGCCAUUCAGAUCCAGGAACCAUAUUCUCCAUACCUGAAGAAAGAGGACGGUUACUACCGGUGGUCGGAGAUCGAGUCGAUGAACGUGAGCGACGUGGAGGAGCAGUUCAAGACCCGCCUGGAGAACAUCGCGAUCAACGAGUGCUGCUGCCUGGUGUACACCUCCGGCACGGUGGGCAUGCCCAAGGGCGUGAUGCUGUCCCACGACAACAUUACCUUCGAUGUGCGCGGCAUAGUCAAGGCCAUGGACCGCGUGGUGGCGGGGGCGGAGUCGAUCGUCUCCUAUCUGCCGUUGUCGCACGUGGCCGCCCAGACUGUGGACAUUUACACCUGCGCCUAUGUGGCCGGUUGCAUCUGGUUCGCCGACAAGGACGCCCUGAAGGGGACGCUGGUCAAGUCGCUGCAGGAUGCGCGGCCCACGCGCUUCAUGGGCGUGCCGCGCGUCUACGAAAAGUUCCAGGAGCGGAUGGUGGCCGUGGCCAGCUCCAGCGGCAGCCUGAAGAAGAUGCUUGCCAGCUGGGCCAAGGGCAUCACGCUGAAGCACUACAUGGUGAGUCAAGGCAAGAGUUCCGGGGGCUUCCGCUACAAGAUAGCCAAGUCCCUCAUCAUGUCGAAGGUGAAACAGGCCCUGGGCUUCGACAGGGUGCUGACCCUGGCCAGUGCCGCCGCUCCCAUGUCACCGGAGACGAAGAAGUACUUCCUGAGCCUGGACCUGAAGAUAGUGGAUGCCUUUGGCAUGUCGGAGACGGCCGGCUGUCACACCAUCUGCCUGCCCGACUCGGUGGCUCUCAAUUCCAUUGGCAAGACUCUGCCCGGAUGCGAGUCGAAGUUCAUCAACAAGGACAGCAAUGGCCACGGCGAGCUGUGCAUCCGCGGACGCCACGUUUUCAUGGGCUACAUCGAUAACAAGGAGAAGACCGAGGAGUCGCUGGACGACGACUGCUGGCUGCAUUCCGGAGAUCUGGGCUUCGUCGACGACAAAGGAUACGUCUCACUGACCGGCCGGUCCAAGGAGAUCAUCAUUACCGCCGGAGGCGAGAAUAUCCCGCCCGUUCACAUCGAGAACAUGAUCAAGAAGGAGCUGGAUGGCAUCUCCAACGCCUUCCUGGUGGGCGAGCAGCGCAAGUAUCUCACUGUGCUGAUCACAAUUAAGACCGAAAUGGACAAGGACUCUGGCGAACCCCUCGAUGAGCUGAGCCACGAAUCUUCGGUGUGGGUAAAGUCGCUGGGAGUGGAACACAAAACCGUGUCCGAGAUCCUCGCGGCCGGACCCUGCCCCAAGGUGUGGAAGUCUAUUGAAGACGGCAUCAAGCGCGCCAACAAGCACUCCAUAUCCAACGCCCAAAAGGUGCAGAAGUUCACAAUCCUGCCGCACGACUUCUCCAUUCCCACAGGCGAGCUGGGACCCACUCUGAAGGUCAAGCGCAACGUGGUUUCCAAGAUGUACGCCGACGAGAUCGAGAAACUGUACGCCUAGACAGCAGAGCCACGCUGGAGCGGAACUUGAGCUUUAAUGUGAAUUUUUGAAUUUAACGGACUUUCAAGCCAAUUGAGUGCCACUUUACAUAGGAUAUAGGCGGAUGUUAACUGUUGGAUAUUAUAUUUAGAUUCAAGGCCCCGCAUCUUAGGACAAUUGGGCCCGUAUGCCCAUUUAGACCUUAGCUUGCCCCGACCAGAUCCAGAGAUCUGUCAAACUAGCACCUAAGCCAUAAUUCGUAAAUACUAAUUGGUUGUACCAACUGAAACAAGAGAACUUUUUUAUUGUCUGAAGAGCAACAAUAAACUGAAACUAUAUAGACUUA
Messenger RNA from Drosophila kikkawai, 2512 nucleotides. It is a transcript of the gene bgm, whose product is annotated as acyl-CoA synthetase bubblegum family member 1. The record is from RefSeq and is a predicted model, not a curated record. NCBI's taxonomy places the organism in Eukaryota, Metazoa, Arthropoda, Insecta, Diptera, Drosophilidae. Gene Ontology annotation, cellular component: membrane; endoplasmic reticulum. Gene Ontology annotation, molecular function: long-chain fatty acid-CoA ligase activity.